GUAGUCAAUAUAGAAGCUCUUGUAUACAUAUAUUCUUCCUCGGGCUGAAGCAGAGGCUGCGAAGUCCGACUUCGGUGCAGCUCCGACGCCAACAAAGCUUGCCACAGCUUGAUAAACCCCACCAAACGUUUUGAAGCUUGCGUAUCCUAAUAUCCCUUUUUAACGAAGGAUCGAGGUGACCAUUGGCCGUUGCUCUCGCUGGCUGUCGUUGGCUGACAUGGCUCAGCCGGCUCCAAUUCACGUCGUCCUUGGAAACAUGGCGACCGUUUUCACGGACGCUGCAGCAUCAUUUCAGGCGGCUAAGUCUGCAGCUCAAGCUGAGGACGCAGCUGCGCCAGCAUGGGCGAAGAAGAUGGAAGCGGACCUGAAGAAGACGAUGGAGGAGGCGAUGGAGCGGGUUGAGGGCGAGGUGAAGAAGCUGCGCGGCGAGCUCGUGCCCUAUCGCGCCGCGGCGGCGCGCUCGCACAACAAGGGCAUCAUCAACGACGACGAGGCCCUGCUGGAGGUCCCCGCUACCAACGGCGAGGUUCCGCCCGACUUCCCCAAGACCCGGGGCGCCGUGAAGGCCCUGACCGGGCAGCAGCUUAAGAACCUCCUGGAGGCGUACGGCGUCAACGAGAUCAUGCGCGAGACGCAGGGCCGCCGCAUGCAGCUGGGACCUGUGAUCGGCAUCAAGCAGGCAUAAAGGUGUACAGUGGCAGCAGUAUCCGCCUGUGGCGGCGUAGCAGCUUGUGGCGCCAGUAGCGGCCUGUGGCGGCAGUAGCGGCCUGUGGCAACAGCCGACUGGCGUUAACGGCUGUUGGUCACACGAGCGAUGAUUAUGUGCCACAAUCUCUUGAAGGCCCAUUCAGCUUGGCUGUGGGGAUGUGCAGUUCAGGGGCUGCUACUGAGGUGAAGAAGGCUGCGCUCCACGGCGCAGAGCAAUGAAGCCAGUAGGUGUCGGGCACGUGCACCAGUGUUGUGGGCUAUAUGUAGUGCAAGCGGGGAGUAUGGGGUGCGUGUUUAUGACGCAGGAGCGUGUGCAGCACAUGAUGCAAGUGCGUGGCGACGUGCGUGGCGACGUGCGUGCCAUACACGCAUGCGUGUCGCAUGCACACGCACAUUGACGCAACCUAACGCACGGCACGCAAGGCAAAUGCUCAGACUUUUUCGAACUUGGGCCUCAUGCGUGAGUUUGAUAGUACCCCGGCGGGGGCAACUCCAACGGGAGAUUUUUGGGCUGAGCCCCCCGAGCGAAUGGGGCUUCAGCCCGCGCCCCAGUCCGUGGGGGCCUAGGCAAGGGGUCCUUCCCAGGGGGAGGCGCCGCACGCACCCGCCAUCGCACCCUCAGGUGAAAUGCGGUUGCGCCCAAUAUGGUGGCAAUCUGAAGCGGCGUGCUUACAGACAUGCGCUAAAUGCGAGAUAUGGGCGGGAUGUUGAUGUCGUAGAUAGCAGGCAGCAGGGAAGCCACCUGACACAGAGUGACCUAAUUUGUGCAACUUGUCGUUGUUGCGAGUGCGGAUGCUGAUGGACGCGGAGGAUCCGUGGAUUCGUUGAGGCAGGGAAGUGACACGGUGAAACACGGUGGCUUGUUAACUUGUGCUGUCGCCCGCCUGUGUGCGCGUUGUUUAAAUAUCUCGCAAAAUAUAUCAAGUUCUGCAAUUACUUUUAUGCUGUCGC
Chlamydomonas reinhardtii is the source of this 1659-nucleotide messenger RNA. RefSeq lists its product as uncharacterized. Bases 257 to 685 code for a protein of 142 amino acids. The transcript has 2 exons. The record is from RefSeq and is a predicted model, not a curated record. NCBI's taxonomy places the organism in Eukaryota, Viridiplantae, Chlorophyta, Chlorophyceae, Chlamydomonadales, Chlamydomonadaceae.